AUGUCUUCGGUUAUUGAUAAAUAUAAACGUAAGAAAAAAGAAAAUCAAGCUGCCAUUAAUUCAAAUGGUCCAUCCACAGAUGUUGGAGUUAUACGAAUUGGUCAUUAUAUUCUUAAUGAAACACUUGGAACAGGAAGUUUUGGCAAAGUUAAAAAAGCGUAUCAUCAAUUGACAAGACAUACAGUUGCAAUUAAAAUAGUUAAUCGUACUAAAAUAAAACAAUUAGAUGUUGUUGGAAAAAUUCGACGAGAAAUUCAAAAUUUAAGACUUUUUCGACAUCCACAUAUUAUUAAAUUAUAUCAAGUAAUAAGUACACCAACUGAUAUAUUUAUGGUUAUGGAAUAUGUAUCCGGUGGGGAAUUAUUUGAUUAUAUUGUUAAAAAAGGAAAAUUAACUGAAGCUGAAGCUCGUCCAUUUUUUCAACAAAUAAUAUCCGGUGUCGAUUAUUGUCAUCGUCAUAUGGUGGUACAUCGAGAUUUAAAACCAGAAAAUCUUCUUCUUGAUGAUGCAUCACAUGUUAAAAUAGCUGAUUUUGGUUUAUCAAAUAUGAUGAAAGAUGGGGAAUUAUUAAAAACAUCUUGUGGUUCACCAAAUUAUGCAGCACCAGAAGUUGUAUCUGGAGAACUUUAUGCUGGUCAAGAAGUUGACAUAUGGAGUUGUGGAGUUAUUCUUUAUGCUUUAUUAACAGGAACUUUGCCUUUUGAUGACGAUAAUGUUCAGAUAUUAUUUAAAAAAAUUCGAUCUGGAAUAUUUCCAAUUCCUGAUUAUUUAAAUCCAUCAGUAGUUGAUCUUCUUCAAAAGAUGCUUACAGUUGAUCCUGUUCGUCGUGCAACAAUAAAAGAGAUUCGUGAGCAUGACUGGUUCAAAGUAAAUUUACCUGAUUAUCUCUUUCCGAAAACAUGCGAAGAAAGUACAAAUAUAAUUGAUCUUGAUGCAAUACAAGAAGUUUGUGAGAAAUUUAAUGUAACAGAAUCCGAAGUUCAAGAUGCAUUAAUGAUCAAUGAUCCUCAUGAUCAACUUGGUAUUGCUUAUCAUUUAAUAAUUGAUAAUAAACGAAUAUGGAAUGAAGCACGAAAAGUUGAAAUAACAGACUUUUUUGCUGCAUCAAGUCCACCGCAUUCAGCAUUUUUAUCAAUGAGUUCAAAUUCAACAUCUGCUCGAUCUCCAUCACCAUUUAAACCAACAUCAGUUCGGGUACAUCCAGAAAAAAUGCCUGCAUUAAAAGAUCUAAGUGUAACAUUAGAUCCACUGGAUUCAAAUAAUUCUUCAUUAAAUAAUUCUCAAAAUAAAAAAUCUUUAACUCCAACAACAACAGGAUCAAAUGCUGCAUCAUUAAAAAAAGCUAAAUGGCAUUUAGGUAUUCGAUCUCAAUCGAAACCACAAGAUAUUAUGAAUGAAGUAUUUAAAGCAAUGAAAGAUUUAGGAAUGGAAUGGAAAUUUUGUAAUAAUAGCAUGUAUAGUGUUCGAACUCGUCGAAAAGUGGCUAAUACAAAUCGAUAUGUUAAAUUGGGUCUUCAAUUAUAUCAAGUUGAUCAUCGAUCGUAUUUACUUGAUUUUCGUAAUUUAAAUACAAGUGCAAAUCAACGUCAUCCAUCACUUAAUAAUCCACAUGGUUUGUUUUGUUUUUUUUCUAAAUCAUCUUUUUAUUUAAAUAGAAUAGAUAAAACUAUUAGAAAUGCUCGCAGACUAAGAAAUCUAAUCAUAUUUUUUGUUUUGUAUUUAUUGAAGAAUUGGUAAACGUCAGUUAUCAGUUUUAAUGCCAUAAAAUAACGCAAAGAGAUGUUAAUUAUACCAUUUUUUCCAGUAAAGACUGAACAGAAUUUGUCGAAUUUAUUGAUGGUUCUAUAAUCAUAUAUGUACGAUCGAUAUCGAAUAGCUUUAAAUAAAAAAUAUUGUGAAUAUUUAAAUUAA
Adineta steineri is the source of this 1911-nucleotide messenger RNA. The record is from the annotation of a GenBank genome assembly. NCBI's taxonomy places the organism in Eukaryota, Metazoa, Rotifera, Eurotatoria, Adinetida, Adinetidae.